This is a messenger RNA of Alnus glutinosa, 841 nucleotides long. Its product is annotated as stem 28 kDa glycoprotein-like. Gene Ontology annotation, molecular function: acid phosphatase activity. The transcript is spliced from 3 exons. The record is from RefSeq and is a predicted model, not a curated record. Lineage: Eukaryota; Viridiplantae; Streptophyta; Magnoliopsida; Fagales; Betulaceae. The coding region runs from base 41 to 811 and encodes 256 amino acids.
UUUCAUUCUCCUGCAAUUAAUAAACAUAUAUAGAAAGGAAAUGUUGCCACUGUUCUUUCUUGCCACAAUUGUGGUAGCUUCCCAAGGAUUGGACCUAGGUCCAACCCACCAAAUUCACCUUCUUCGGCCACAAGCGGGUUCUCGGGGUGACCCGGUGCCGGAUGUCUCAUGCCUAAGUUGGCGACUUGUGGUGGAAACUCGCAAUAUUAUAGGGUGGGCAACGGUUCCACAAGAGUGUGAAGGCUACGUUGGGCACUACAUGCUCGGCCACCAAUAUCGGAAAGACUCCAAAGUGGUUGUUAAGGAGGCUUUAGUCUAUGCUCGGAGCCUCAAGGUCACCGGAGACGGCAAGGAUGUGUGGAUCUUUGACAUAGACGAGACUACGCUCUCUAAUCUACCUUAUUAUGCGGAAAAUGGAUUUGGGGCGGAGCCCUAUAAUGCCACGUCAUUCAAGCAAUGGGUCCUUAAAGGCCAAGCACCAGCAUUGCCGGAGAGUCUGAAGCUGUACAAAAAGCUCUUGUCCCUUGGGGUUAAGGUUGUAUUCCUAACAGGAAGAACAGAAGACCAAAGAAGUGUCACCGCAGCCAAUCUAAAGCGUGUCGGAUGCCAUACUUGGGAGAAGCUUAUACUCAAGGGGUCAUCUUAUAGAGGACAGACGGCCGUGGUGUACAAAUCAAGUGAGAGAAAGAAGAUCGAGAAGAAUGGGUAUAGAAUCAUCGGGAACAUUGGGGAUCAGUGGAGCGAUCUCAUGGGGACUAACACUGGCAAUCGGACCUUCAAACUACCCGAUCCAAUGUACUACAUUAAUUAGUUGAUCAUACUUCAACUGUACGUGGUUUUC